This is a messenger RNA of Effrenium voratum, 912 nucleotides long. The record is from the annotation of a GenBank genome assembly. NCBI's taxonomy places the organism in Eukaryota, Dinophyceae, Suessiales, Symbiodiniaceae.
AUGUUCAAGCUCCUCGGGGAGGACGCCAGCGUGAAGAUUGACGAGUUUGAGCAAAUGCGGCAGCUGCUGACAGAUUUCAAGAAGAGCAGCGACACGGCAAUCGCCACGUUCUUGUCUGAGGCCUACGCCAAGACAGAGGAAAGCAAACAGACCAUCAAGAAGGCCGUGGAGCAGACAGAGAGCAUUGCCGCGCUGCUGCCGACGUGGCAAGAGAUCACGAAGCGCGCCGAGAAAUUGGGAGUGGAGACUGUGCUAAGGCCGAACUUCCUUUUCCGCGUCAAAUGCGAGCUGGUGAAGGGUCUGACCAGUGCUGGCUUCCACCUUCACCACAAAGGCUUCGUGCAAUUCGCAAUGCAUCUGCACUAUCGCUUCAACCCGCUCCCCAAGCAGAAGCUUCCUAAGCGAUUCGAUGCGGUUGUGGAGGAUGUGCUGAUCGCGCAGCUGGAGGUCUUGGUCAGCAUUUGGCAAGCCUUGCCCCGUGUGGUCAAAGAGGAUAUGCCUGAAGUGAUCCAGGCCCUUUUCCGGCCGCAGGUGGAGCUAGAGUUGAUGACAAACGCGGUUGACGUGCUGGUGAACCGCUGGCAAGCUUCGAAGAAUCGCAUGAUGCCAGAUGAACUGGUGGACUUUUUUGCCAACUUCAAACCAGCCACGGAAGACUCGCCUGCGUCCAUGUAUUGGAUCGUAAAGGCCUGGCAGGCGGACAAGGAGAGCAAUAAUGAUGUGCACGAGCGGGUCAAACACCUCAGCAAACAGUAUCAGGACGCCGAGGAGUCCUGGAAGAAAGAGGCAGAGGAGAAGCUCAAGCAGGCGGAGAAGGCGAAGCUUCUGCUGGAAAAGGCCACUGCGGAGAAAGUCAGAUCGGUGAUUUGCAGCAGCCCUGCUGAGUUGAAAAAGGUCCAGGAGAGAUGUUGA